AUGACAACGACGACAACUACCAACACGAAGACAACGUUCACAGUGACGACGUCGCUGACGACCAGAACUACAACUGCCUCCACCACUUCACAAACCGUCACCACGACCAACACCCCCGUCGACUGCGUUCUCGCCGACUGGUCAGACUGGGGAAAGUGCGACCGCCCCUGCAACGGCGGCAACCGCACACGCGAGCGCCAGGUGCUCCAGAUGGAAGUUUGCAAUACGAGCCCUUGCUCCGAUUGCCUCGCGGGAUUUUACCUGGUCUUCGUCUCCGAUACCGCCACAAACUGCAGAUACAAUCCUGACCCAGGAGCUACUGGACCGGAGGCUUGCGCACCUUGCUUGAUGGGUGAGCGAAGUGAAGAAGGCGCAUCUUUCUGCGAGCCCUGUGCCGAAGGCUCAGCGGCUGCCCCCAUUCUGAGCCGAAGCGUCGCCAGUAGCCUGGGCCACUUCUCAGGGAGCUUCGUCUCUGGGCCAGUCGGAGAAGCGGAGCUUUCCUGCGGGCCGGGCACUUGCUCUGGGAUCCUCUCCUUCAAAGCAGCCUGCGCUACGCAGAGGUUGGUGCAAUUUUCAGCCGAAACCCGAUCGUCGAUGGGCCAGACUGCCCUUCUUGAGCUUACGGUCAGUGGUGGUGCGCCGGUUGGCUGGAGCACUGCCGGUACCACCACCUGGCAAGAGACAGGCUUGUCGGCCUCCGUGCUUCUGCCUUCAGAGGAGCAAACGACCAUUCGUCUUUGGGCCUCGCAGGAAGCUUGGCCUGCAGAAGGCUGCGGAAAUCCUUCUCAUAGCCUCGCGGAAUGUUGA
Molecule: messenger RNA, 807 nt
Organism: Symbiodinium sp. CCMP2592
Lineage: Eukaryota; Dinophyceae; Suessiales; Symbiodiniaceae
Source: the annotation of a GenBank genome assembly